GUGAGCGGUAUGUACCUGGAAUCAGUCAUGUGACUAAGGAGGAUGUGACUAUGAGGGAGGUCAUCCAUCUGCUUUGUAUUCAACCCAUGGCUCAUAGCAGCCUGGUUAAAAGCCUGCCUGAUAAUGAAAGCCAUGAAACAUGGCUUGAAACGGUCGUCCCUAAGGUUGCCGUUUUCAAGAAACCAGGAGUGUCAGGCCAUGGCUUGUAUGAAUUGAAGAAGGAAUGUCUGAAAGAGUUUAACCCCUUCUUCUAUCAUUACUCCAGACCACAACAUAGUAAGGCAGAAGAGGCUCAGAAGAAGAGGAGGACCCAAGAAGGCAGUGAUAAAGCCCUGCGUCCCCCAGUGCCCCCUCCCUUCUGUCCAGGAUUCUCAAACAUUGUGUAUCUGCUCUGCUGUGACAUCUUCAUCCAUAUUCUGAGGCAAAUCUUCCAGAAAGCAGUGGAGGACUGUUCCAGCCGAUGGACUGAACCCAUGAUCCAGAGGGCACUGCACCUUGUAGGACAGGCUCUGCUGGAGGAAAAAACGCAGUUGGAAAGCAACAGUACCGAGGAAGUGACUUUUGACUUUAGUCUGAAAGCUCAAAAAACUGGUUCUGAACAUGGCAAAUCUUUGUUCCACUUCCUGACCAAAAUAAAGUCUUUACCUUCUCUGAAAGCUCAGAAUGACAUGAUCACAUGGAACUUACAGAUGUUUGAGGUGGUGAAGUGUCUUCGGGAGAAAUCUGGUCCGGUAACUUCAUUUUCUCUGGAUCACAGCAAGAUGGAGGAGUGUGUUCAGGAUAAGGAGAAAGCCGAGCGGAAGAGGAAGGCUGAGGCUGCUAAAGCCCACAGACAGAAGAUCAUGGCUCAGAUGUCGGCCAUGCAGAAGAACUUCAUCGAGUCCAACAAGAUGCUUUAUGACAACGUGCCUGAGAGCUCGAGUCAGAGCGACACCACCGCUUCUGUGGAGAGUCUGGAUGUGGAUGAGAGCAGAGUGGCUGUGGGGCCUCAGCAGGGCGUUUGUUCCACAGACUGGGGGGCUCAGAUCUGCAUCCUGUGUCAGGAGGAGCAGGAAGUUCAGGCUCAGGCACCAGCCAUGGUCCUCACAGCAUGUGUGCAGAGAUCUACUGUUCUCACCCAGGACCGUGGAAAGACACUCUCCCCUGAAGUAGGCGGUUAUCCCUUGUUCAUGCCCCCAGAUUUGGCAGUGGGAACACACACUGGCAGCUGUGGACAUGUGAUGCACGCCACCUGCUGGCAAAAGUACUUUGAAGCUGUGCAGAACACCACUCGGAAUCGGCUGCAUGCAGACCUGAUCAUAGACCUGGAGAACGGCGAGUACAUGUGUCCACUCUGCAAGUCCCUCUGUAACACGGUCAUCCCUCUGAUCCCUGUGGAGCCCAGCAAGCUCAACUAUGAGAGUGCCGAAUUAGUUGGUCAGCAUCUCACUCUGGAGCGCUGGGUUCAGAUCAUGUCUUCUCGAAUCAGAGGGCUGAGAGGUACAUGGGAAACAGACAAAAACUGUAAGGAAGCAGCAGAGGAAACAAUGAUACUUUUUGAUGAGAGUCAAGCUGAUUUCAGAUCCAUUCUCAGUUUUGGAGUUCAAGAGCCGCCGAAGUUCUCUCGGAGUAUCACAGAGAUGUUGGGGGUCUGUGGGACCACCGUGCACAGGGUGGGAUUGCAGACCGCUCCCAAUGACCUGUGCCCAUACGUGCCUGUCAUGUCCUGGAACACGUGUGCCUACACCAUCCAGGCCAUCGAAAGCAUGUUACAGGAAGAAGGAAAGGCUCUUUUUGGAUCUCUCCAAAACAGACAGCUCUCUGGACUCAAAGCGUUAGUGCAGUUUUCAGCUUUUCAGAGGCUGAAGAGCAGAAAAGCAGUCAUACAGAAGCAUUUUGCUGAUAUGUUAGCAGUCCUGGUACCUGUUCCUACUGUAGUAAAUGCACCAUCAAUAUUAGAAGUGGACUUCUUUCAUCUACUGGUGGGGCUGAUUCUGUCCAUCCCAGCAUUAUAUCAGGAAGAGGCUGUAGACCUGCAGCCUUCAGCAGUCAGCACAGCGUUCAAUCACCUCUACCUGCUGCACCUGGUCACUAUGGGACACAUGCUGCAGGUCCUGCUGGCUUCACACGAUUGUGCUGUAAUAAGAGGGCCAGAGGAGGGCGAUGAGGCCCAUGCUGCAGCUGAAAUCUUCUCUAUUAUGUCUCAACACACAGAUGGGUUGAGAGCUGGUGUGUCUGGUUUCAGUGUAGAGAGUGUAAAGAGAGGUGUUCUUCCCUUCCUGCGCUGUGCUGCACUGUUCUUUAAUUGCCUUACAGGAGUUUCCCCUCCAGAGGAGCUGUCCGAAUCACCUGAAAGUCAGCUGCCUCUGCUGUGUAGUUACCUGUCCUUGCCCUCCAACCUGUUUCAACUGUUUCAGGAGCACAGGGAUGUUGGAAUCACCUUAAUAAAGAGGUGGUGUGGGAACUCAGCCAUAUCCAAAGCCCUCAAAGGUGAAAGCCAAAUCAUCAGGUAUCCUCGUAAGAGAAACAGGCUGAUAGAUCUUCCAGAGGACUAUAGUGUGUUGCUCAACCAAGCUAGUCACUUUAAAUGCCCAAACUCAUCAGACGACGAGCGAAAGCACCCGACUCUGUGUCUGCAGUGCGGGGUCACGCUGUGUGCGCAGAGCCCCUGCUGUCAGCAGCAGCUGAACGGGGAGGAAGUGGGAGCGUGCACGGCUCACGCCGCCAUCUGCGGGGCUGGAGUGGGAAUGUUUCUCAGGGUUCGAGAGUGUGAGAUCAUCUUGAUGGCCAGUAAGACACGGGGCAGUCCUCAUCCAGCACCUUACCUUGAUGACUAUGGAGAAACAGACCCUCAGCUUGG
This is a messenger RNA of Carassius gibelio (silver crucian carp), 2839 nucleotides long. Its product is annotated as E3 ubiquitin-protein ligase UBR1. NCBI's taxonomy places the organism in Eukaryota, Metazoa, Chordata, Actinopteri, Cypriniformes, Cyprinidae. Gene Ontology annotation, molecular function: ubiquitin protein ligase activity. The record is from RefSeq and is a predicted model, not a curated record. Gene Ontology annotation, biological process: ubiquitin-dependent protein catabolic process via the N-end rule pathway; protein ubiquitination. Gene Ontology annotation, cellular component: ubiquitin ligase complex; cytoplasm.